Messenger RNA from Aspergillus campestris IBT 28561, 2016 nucleotides. RefSeq lists its product as uncharacterized. The coding region runs from base 1 to 2016 and encodes 671 amino acids. The record is from RefSeq and is a predicted model, not a curated record. Lineage: Eukaryota; Fungi; Ascomycota; Eurotiomycetes; Eurotiales; Aspergillaceae. The transcript has a single exon.
AUGCAUCGUCGCUCCGGCUCAGGUCGCUCCUCAAACCCCAACGUCUUCUCGGAUGAAUACUCGCUGGAACCGAUCGAUUCCGAACAGUCCACCCUGACGCCGGAAGCCCGAAGCCCGUCCAUCUCCUCGAUCGCCUCGUCCAACACGCUCCGAGGGUCGCUACGCCAGCAAGGGAAACCGUAUGGCACCGUGCCGACCGAUGCGGAAACGACAGAGAACCCGUUUGGGGAUGACGCUCGACUCUCCGAUGAAGAUGCCACCCGAUCGAGCCUCCCCCAGAAGGGGUACGAUGUGACCAACCGCAACUCCAUCGCCUCCACCAAUACCGCCCCGUCCAUGACGCAACGGAGUCAGAGUACCUCGUCUCGCUUCUCGAUGCCUCCCCGGGCCUUGAGUCCCUACACGGGGGCGACCGGCCCCAGUCAUCCCUACGCCAUGUACCCUCAGGUGGGUGUCAGCCGAUCGCCCAGCGUCACGACAACGUCGACCAUCCGGCCGCCAGAUCGACCGUUGGGAGACGCGAACGCACCCCAGCACCCUUACGCCAUGUACCCGCAAAACGUGGUUCCCGAGGAGGGCAUCGAAACCCCGCCGGUCAUCCCGCUUGGAUUCCCCGGUCACAUCCAGACCUAUCAGCGGCCGUCCGGUCGCGCCGACGACGAUGUAGGGGACCUUGUGGGGCCCGAUGGCCACCUCGAACAACUACCGCCCUACUCACGCUACCCGGAUGUCGCAGCACCGAAGAUCGAAGGGCAAGUUGAUUCCACGAACGACGCGGGCGUCGUUCCAGAUGAGAACAGCACCAACGGCCCUACGGCGAUUCCGGUGUCCGAGGUAUCCUCGAGAACCUUGGUGACCGAAACGGCGGCGUUGCAGACGGAGAGCCAACGCCAGAGCCAGUCAUCGGAUCGUCCUCCGGCGACCGGCGUAAUGGCUUUUGAAGAGAAACUGAAGAGCAAGGGUAAGAAGAAAGCGUGCUGCGGGCUUCCUGUGUGGACAUUGAUCCUGGUGGGAGUAAUCAUGCUGGUCGGGGCGUGCAUUGGAGGCGUUAUCGGGGGCGUCUUGGGGGCGAAAAAGGCGGCAGAGGAAGAAAACGAGAAGGAUGAUGGACCGAACAUUGUCACCGUGACUACGACGCCCAAGAUGGACGCUACGCCGAUAUCGACGAUCCCCGCGAACCUGAAAUCGGCGCCCACCGGGCAGUUCGUGAUCCCGGCGGUGAACAACAAUCAAUCGAAAUUCUGCGUCGUCGAGUCUGACUACCGACCGGCCUGGCGAUGCAUGGAGUCGGGCAAGAUCCCCAUUUCCGUCGAGGGCACGGAUACCGACCGCUCGAUUAGCUUUGAGAACGAAGUGUUUUCUCCGUCGUUCACUUACGGUGCCCAGGCACCGUUAUUCGCUCCUUCCACGCAGUCUCUUCGCCUGAUGAUGGACGGCAGCGAUCUUAGCCUGGGACCCGCCCUGACUUUCUUCGGCUUGUUUGAUAAGUUGGUGAUUCUGCCGCAGGAUACAUUCUCCACUGAUGUGGCCACGAAGCGGUCAGUCUCUGAAAGGGAUGUUAUGGUCAAUACUGUCCAGCGUAGACAGGCGUCCGAAGCUGGAGAUCGGCCAUGGUUCUGUUGGUGGAAUAGCACGAUGAUGGAGUUCUUCCUCUACCUGAACGAAACUUCCCGGGACGCCCAGCAGGGCUCCACGAUGUCGCUGGCCAGCGGCGCCGAGGCCACACCCGUCUCCGACUCCGGCAAAUCGAGGCGGGAUGUCUCGGUGCCCUACUAUCCUCGACGCAUCAAGAUGUCGGAAAAGCGGGACUACCCCGAGGCACCGUCUCCGUACUGUGAGCAGAUGCAGGUGAUGGACAACGGCUCUCUGUCAGCGGUCUCUGAUACGACGAUCAAGAUCAAGGAGCUUGAACCCACCCCGACGACGACGGUUGGGGGUAUUGGAAGCUCUACGCAGACGUACACCGCCAUGGCACAAUAUGAAAGCGUGUGUUAUUGCGCGUCGUUGACCGACUAG